CCCCCCCCCCCCCCCCCCCCCCCCCUCCUCAAUACCCUCACACCACUUCUGCUGCAACCCAUACAACACUCACAAUGCCCAGCUUCAAGGUCGUCGAGGACAGGCCCACGCCCAAGGAGGUCUACAACCUCCGCAUUUGGGGCUGCGCAGCCGUCGCAGCAUCCGCAGCCAUCAUGAUCGGCUACGACUCGGCCUUUGUCGGAGGAGCCAUCACCCUCAAGGGCUUCCUCAAGGACUUUGGUACCUUGGACCCCAACACAUCAGCCAAUCUGGUCACUACCUACCAGGCAGGUGCCUUCUUCGGUGCCUUCAUGGGAUACCCCCUAGGCUUCUUCGCCGGCCGAAAGUGGGGACUCAUGACAUGUGCCCUCCUCUUCACCAUCGGCUCCAUCGUCAUGAUUUGCGCCAAUGGUAACACUGGUCUCGCCCCCAUCUACGCUGGUCGUGCCGUCGCUGGUCUCGCCAUCGGUGCCGCCUCGUCUCUCGCCCCUACCUACAUUUCUGAAAUCUCCGUUGCGUCCAUUCGAGGUCAGCUCGUCGGUCUCUACGAAAUCGGCUGGCAGCUGGGAGGCAUCGUCGGCUUCUUCAUCAACUACGGUGUCUCUCUUCACAUUCCCAUCUCCACUAGGCAGUGGGUGGUUCCCUUUGCUGUGCAGAUCAUCCCAGGUGGUAUGCUCGUCCUUGGCUGCUUCUUCCUCGUCGAGUCACCCAGGUGGCUUGUAUCCCGCGGCCGCAAUGCCGAUGCCGUGCGCGCGCUGAGCAAGCUGCGAAAACUCGAUGCCAUGCACCCAUACAUGAUCGAGGAGAUGGGCGAGAUGGAGCAGGCAUACGAGAAGGAGCGCGGUCUCCUCGGCGGCAGCACCAGCUUCUGGGCACCCUUUGUUCAGAUCUUCACUACCAAGAGCACCCUCUGGAGGCUGGUUCUGGGUAGCUCCCUCUUCGCCUUCCAGAACGGUACCGGAAUCAACGCCAUCAACUACUACUCGCCUACCGUCUUCAAGUCCCUGGGCAUCGUUGGUGCUAACACCGGUCUGCUCACCACUGGUAUCUUCGGUGUGAUCAAGACCCUGGGCGCCUUUGUGUGGAUCUGGCUCCUCAUUGACAGGAUUGGACGAAGGAAGAUUCUCAUGACUGGAUCCAUCGGUGGUGCCAUCUGCAUGCUUGCCAUUGCCAUCUACAUUGCCGUUGACAAGCCAGCUUCCCACUCCGGCCAAGGCAUCGACUCUGCUGGACGAUUCUCCAUUGCCUGCUUCUACAUCUGGACCAUCUUCUACGGUGCCUCGUGGAACGGUACUCCUUGGGUCGUCGGAUCGGAGAUCUUCCCCAUGCAGUCUCGAUCCCUCGGAAUGGUCUUCAUGGCUGCCAGCAACUGGCUGUACAACUUUGCCAUUGCCCGUGCCACCCCCGUUGCCUUCCUCAACAUCGGAUGGGGCUUCUACCUCAUCUUUGCCUGCCUCAUGUUCAUCUCCGUGCCAUGGAUCUUCUUCAUGCUCCCAGAGACCAAGGGCAUUCCGCUGGAGAAGAUGGACGACCUGUUCAAGACCAGGCCAGUGUGGAGGGCAAACGAAAUCGUUCACGCCUCGCUCGCCGAGCUACACGCAGCCGACUUUGCUGCCAUUGAGAGGUCUCAGAACCGUGGCGGUGCCGGCUUGGAGAGUGGCUCCCUUGGCGAGGAGAAGAAUGGUUCUGGUGAAGCAGUCGAUUCGCUCACCAGGGAUGCCUAAGUCAGGUGAGGGGUCUUUCCCCCUUGUUCUCUCUCGUUACAGUCUCUUCUUGUCACCUCACUCGUCUCUUGUAGCAGGCCCUCGAUUCGUGAAGAUCGUGAGCGGCCCAGCAUUUAUAAGCAUGUCUCUGCGCUCCCUCGUUGUAUAGUUAUCCUCAUCAGUCUCAGUCACGAAACAAAAUCAAUUGACCAGAGUCGCAAACGAACCAUCUUAAUUACUAUACCGUCAUAACGCGAAUCU
Microstroma glucosiphilum is the source of this 1964-nucleotide messenger RNA. Its product is annotated as general substrate transporter. Gene Ontology annotation, molecular function: carbohydrate:proton symporter activity. The coding region runs from base 75 to 1724 and encodes 549 amino acids. The transcript has a single exon. Gene Ontology annotation, cellular component: membrane. Lineage: Eukaryota; Fungi; Basidiomycota; Exobasidiomycetes; Microstromatales; Microstromataceae. The record is from RefSeq and is a predicted model, not a curated record. Gene Ontology annotation, biological process: transmembrane transport; carbohydrate transport.